AUGGAACCCGCCGGGGUCGCGGAGCGCCUUCACGGCAAGACGGUCCUCAUCACGGGCGCCACCGGAUUCAUAGCGAAACUUCUUGUAGAGAAGAUCCUGCGGCUGCAGCCGCGGGUGAAGCGGCUGUACCUCCUCGUGCGCGCCCCUGACCAGGUUUCUGCAAAGGAGCGAGUCCGAUCCGUGAUUAUGCAACUUCAGAUAUUUCUGUCUUUGCGAGAGAAGUACCAAAAUCAUUUCACUUCAUGGUUCUGGGACAAGAUCUUCCCUGUGGCAGGAGAAGUCUCACUGAACAAUUUGGGUAUAGGGAAUGUUGAUCUUGCUGAAGAUAUAGUGAAAGAAACAAAUAUCAUCAUCCACAUGGCUGCUGCAGUUAACUUCAGAGAAAGGUAG
This is a messenger RNA of Miscanthus lutarioriparius, 390 nucleotides long. The record is from the annotation of a GenBank genome assembly. Lineage: Eukaryota; Viridiplantae; Streptophyta; Magnoliopsida; Poales; Poaceae.